GAUUAAAAAGGGGACAGGUGGAGUCGCAGAAUAAGGGAGGUGAGUGCGACUACAAAAAGCUCGUGUCUCCUUUGCUUUCCCCAACUCAACUCACAAAUUCACAACAGAUGCGUGUGCCAUCAACAAAACUUAUAACACGUGUCAUUUCCUUACCUGUCCUUUCUUCUCCUUUUUAUCUUUCUUUCUCUUCCCUUCUCUCAACUCUCUCUCUCUCUCAACUACUGCUGCGUCAUGGAACCUUUGGACGAUGAGCAAGUCCUCGAAUCCGACUUCGCUUCCAUUAGUUCUGGUUCAGGCAUUUCUUCAAUAUUCAGCACUGAGGAUUUCCGGAACAUCAACAGCUCCGGCGACAAUUCCUCUAUCAGCAGCGGCUCCGGCGAGAUUCUGGCCCUCGCAGUGAACGAGGCGAUUCUUUCUCCUCCGUUGCUUUACCGCUCUUUGCCGGCUGAGUUUGCGGAAGUGGCGGUGAGAGAGAAGUGCGUCGGAAGGAAUAACAAGGGAGUGAGUUGGGGACACACUUCGGUGAUUGGGAGGCGGAGAGAAAACGAAGACGCCGUUGCCGUUAUUCCAGGAUUCAUGUCACAGACAUGCGAUCACGUCGGCGGUUGUACGGCUCCCGGCUCCAGAUCUUCCGUCGAGAUCUCCCCCGUUCAUUACUUCGGCGUUUACGACGGCCACGGUGGCUCUCAGGUGGCUAAAUUUUGUGCCAAGAGGAUGCACGAUGUUAUAGCAGAGGAGUGGGACCGAGAAAUCGCAGGUGGCGCUGAAUGGCGGAGAAGGUGGGAAGCUGUGCUUGCUAAUGGCUUUGAGAGGACUGACAAUGAAAUCCUAUCAGACGCAGUUGCACCAGAAAUGGUAGGAUCUACUGCCUCUCUGGUGGUUCUAUCUGGUUGCCAAAUUAUUACAUCCAACUGCGGCGACUCGAGGGUAGUUCUUUGCCGAAGGACUGAAACAAUCCCCUUGACAGUGGAUCAGAAGCCAGAUAGACAAGAUGAACUCUUGAGAAUUGAAGGAGGAGGAGGAAGAGUCAUAAACUGGAAUGGAGCUAGGGUGUUUGGUGUUCUUGCCAUGUCCAGGGCUAUAGGUGAUCGGUACUUGAGGCCUUGGAUUAUUCCUGUGCCGGAGAUAACUUUUACAGCAAGAACCGACGAGGAUGAAUGCUUAAUUUUGGCAAGUGAUGGACUUUGGGAUGUAAUGACCAAUGAAGAGGUUGGAGAAGUAGCGCGCCAUAUGCUUAGAAGGCGCCGCAGAUCCUUGUCAAUGGAGGAAAUAUCUCCUGCACAAGUUGUUGCGGAUAGCCUGACUGAAAUUGCGUAUGGUAGAAACAGUAAAGAUAACAUUUCGAUCAUAGUUGUUGAUCUGAGAUCAAAGAGAAAACGUCAGCAAAGGUCUCCUUUAAUUUCCUAAGAAUCCAAUUCUCUUUCAUCUUUUGAACCUUGAGAAGGGCAAAAGGAUGGUAAUGAAGUUCUAGAGUUGAUCUAUAAACAAAUAGACUAUUUUGUCUGAUGACCCCAUUGGUACUUGUUAUCAGUUAUCACUUCAACUUUGUGUUUCUCCUAACCUGCUGUACAGAGUUGACUGUCAGAAAGAAUCUGCUUCAUGACAAGUGACAACUAGCUUGAGCUCGCUAGUUAUGAUGAAGUAUAGAUCAAUACUCAAUUUUUCUGGGUUUGGUUCCUAACUGUUAUGUUUGGAUUGAUAAAAAAGAAAUAGAAUGGAGAGAAAUGGAACGGAAUAUCAAAGGUUACCAUUGCUUGAAUUUCUUAAAAUUAGAAGAAAUGU
This is a messenger RNA of Gastrolobium bilobum, 1782 nucleotides long. RefSeq names its product probable protein phosphatase 2C 6. Gene Ontology annotation, molecular function: protein serine/threonine phosphatase activity; cation binding. The record is from RefSeq and is a predicted model, not a curated record. Gene Ontology annotation, biological process: protein dephosphorylation. The coding region runs from base 232 to 1407 and encodes 391 amino acids. NCBI's taxonomy places the organism in Eukaryota, Viridiplantae, Streptophyta, Magnoliopsida, Fabales, Fabaceae. The transcript has 4 exons.